Schistosoma haematobium is the source of this 20261-nucleotide messenger RNA. RefSeq names its product Inositol hexakisphosphate and diphosphoinositol-pentakisphosphate kinase 1, variant 2 (gene PPIP5K1). Gene Ontology annotation, molecular function: diphosphoinositol pentakisphosphate kinase activity; inositol hexakisphosphate kinase activity; metal ion binding. Gene Ontology annotation, biological process: inositol phosphate biosynthetic process; inositol metabolic process. NCBI's taxonomy places the organism in Eukaryota, Metazoa, Platyhelminthes, Trematoda, Strigeidida, Schistosomatidae. The transcript is spliced from 9 exons. The coding region runs from base 12383 to 13891 and encodes 502 amino acids. The record is from RefSeq and is a predicted model, not a curated record. Gene Ontology annotation, cellular component: cytosol.
AUGGGUGAAAGGACGGACGACAGUGAUGUGGUAGUCACAAUAGGAGUUUGUGCAAUGGCAAAGAAAGCGAUGUCAAAACCAAUGAAGGAAAUUUUGAGAAGAAUGGACAAGUUCCAGCACAUUAAGAUAAUAAUAUUCGACGAGAAAAUGAUAUUAGAUUCACCAAUAGAGUCAUGGCCCAUCUGUGAUGCACUGGUCAGUUUUUAUUCUGAAGGAUUUCCUCUUAAAAAAGCUAUUGCUUAUUCGAAGCUGCGGAAGCCUUACCUUGUCAAUGAUCUUGAAUCCCAAUACAUUUUAAUGGAUAGAAGAAGGGUUUAUGAGUGCUUGACGAGAGAAGGUGUUCCAGUUCCGAGAUACGCAUUUGUUGAUAGAACAUCAGAAAACCCAGUGAAAGUUGUUGAGCUUGACGAUUCAAUUGAGGUUAGUGAUUUUUUCUAAAGACCCGAGGUAUACUUUAUUAGCUGACUUCCAUUACGCUUAAUUUUUAGGUAUACAGUAUUGAGUAGCACUUCUUAAUAUUGUAGUGCGGGCAAGACUAUUUGUUCUGGAAUACAAGAAUUUCAGUUAGUAGAUAGAUUUGUACAUUGAGAUAAACCUCAGCACUUUCAAUUGUAAACCUAAGAAAAUUCUACGGGACUAUUAUUUAUGGACGAACUAGUCAAAUUUAAGUUAGCAUGUCUUGAAUUUUGGCCCGAAAUUCAUUUAACCAUUUAGUUAAAUAUCAUUUCGGCACUAUAGCUUAUUAUCGGUUUGCGUUGUUCAACAUUCUUAGGUCACUUGAGCGUUACUCAAAGGUCGUCCAUAAAUCAUAGUCCCACCGGAAAUUCGACUGGCGUGUAACUAUGUUUUUUUAUUUAUGACGUAGUAGAUCAUGUGUAAAGGAACAGGGUUAGCCGGGGUCUUAGAAUCAGAUUUUGAAGCUUUCUGACGGUUUCUAUUAAACCCAUCCAUAACUUUUAAUUAAUGAAUCCUGUCUCAAAGACAUCAACACGCACCACCUUAAACUGGAGAUUAACUUCUUGCUCUUUUAUUUUGCAUGUUAUGUAUCAUGAAGUUGGCUUUAGAAUUUCCAUGAUUAGCAUGUUGUUUCCAGGCUGUUAAAGGUUUUCUAACGUUUCCUAACAUGUCUGAGAAGAAAUUUAAACUCAUGAAACUUCAGCUUGAAUAAAAUUAUGAAUAUAAUUAAAAUAUUAACGUAAAAUCUCGAUCAGUCAUAUGUAUAUUCAUAAACAUAAUUUCUCUGUACGCAUGUAACUUUCGUGAGCAGAACGAACAUUGAUUGGAUGUAGUCAACCAAUUUUAUUAUUGAAGGCUAGUUUCGCUUCAUGCUUACACAUAAUAACCUGCCAUAUAGUUCUAGUUAGCCAGGUUUUCAUAACCUGAGGAAAUCAGAAAGGUAACGCUUAAAAGUCCUGGUAGUAUUGAUUAGUUCUACUUGAAUAAAAAGUUUUAGAUGAGGUUUUAUAAAAUUGUCGUACGACAUUAUAUCUAGUUUCUUUAAUAUAUUUUAUCUAUUUUCCCUUAAAAUGUGUACCUAGCGUUGCAUCUUACUAGCAUGCAUAAUUGGGACACUAUAUAUAUAUGUACAAGCUAAAGAUUGGAGAUAUUUUUGGCGAUUUGUGUUCAUGCUUAUUCCGUCCGACCAUGAAUAAGCUUCUAGAAAUCUUGCAACCUAGCGGACCCUUGUGUUUUACUUGAUCUAAAGAUGAUUUAAAGAUGAAUUGUAUGUAAUCAGCUUUUUGCUUUUUUAAUGGUGGGGUAAACAACGAUAAACCAACGCUUAACUUAGCACACGUUAUGGAACUGCGUUUAUUCUCGUUUUCCGUCAUAGUGUUUUCAAAUUAGUUACUUUUCUGUGUUGAGCGCAGUCGCAUAGCAAAAUUGUGGCAAAAUGCUUUGGUCAGUUUAGUUAGUGUGAAGUAAUUGGAUGGAAAGAACCACCUCAUAAAUUUGCUUGUAAAAUAUUAAGAAAUGAUAUGAAUAUAUUCAUCGUGUUCUUUUUUUGUUCUGUCUACUGUGUUAACAAAGCAUCUUUUUUUGUUGACUAAAGUGUUUUUCAUUACUCUGGUAUUCCUCUAUUAGAUUUUUAGUAGAUAGUUACUGAAUAUUUUAUGUGGGCUGUCAGCAGAACGAAAUUUUAUGACAUUGAGAAGUUUUAAUUGAUCUUGUCAAGUUUUUUUGGUCAUUUAAAAACCUAAUUUAUGUGAAAAUUUUGAGUAAGUUGAUACGAUUAAAACAAUAUAAAGUAAUAACUUAGUUUCACUACUUGAACUUUGGCAAUUUUAUAAGUCAAUAUUUUUGUACAAACAAUUGUCUACCGUCCUUAAAUGUAUCUUUGCCAGAUUAUUAUCACACUAAUAAGUUUGUCUAGCCUAGAUUUGUCUUCAAUUUUCCGACGUACCUCUUGAAUAAAGUAUAAAUUUUUAUUUCAGAUUAAUGGUGAGGUUUUUCACAAACCAUUCGUAGAAAAACCUUUGCAUGCUGAAGAUCAUAAUAUCUACAUCUACUUCCCUAGCAGCGCUGGAGGAGGCAGUCAGCGUCUCUUUCGAAAAGUUGGAAAUCGCAGCAGCAAGUACUUUCCACACAGUAAUAUUCGAACAAAUGGAUCUUAUAUGUAUGAGGAAUUUAUGCCAACGGAUGGUACAGAUGUAAAGGUUUACACGGUCGCAGAUGAUUAUGCUCAUGCAGAGGCUCGAAAAUCUCCUGCCUUAGAUGGGAAGGUAGAACGAGAUCACGAAGGUAAAGAAGUUCGCUAUCCUGUCAUACUAACACCUAGAGAGAAAAUCAUUGCCAAGAAAGUAGCAAAAGCUGUUCGGCAGCAAAUCUGUGGAUUCGAUCUUCUUCGGGCUAAUGGAAUGUCUUAUGUUUGUGACGUAAAUGGAUUUUCUUUUGUAAAGUCAUCCAAAAAGUACUAUGAUGACUGUAGUCACAUUCUUGGUGUGUUAAUUACUCGAAAAAUAGCACCACGAUUGUGUUUGCCGACCAACUUGCCUCCAGGUACGGAUGUAGAUACCCCUCUGGUACCAACAACUUGUGGAGCAAUUAUGGAACUUCGUUGUGUAAUCGCUGUCAUUCGUCAUGGUGACAGGACGCCAAAACAGAAAAUGAAAAUGGAAGUUUGCCAUCAGAAAUUUUUCUCAUUUUUCACUAAGUAUGCAGGUGGUUGGGCUCGUGAAUUAAAAAUCAAACGUCCUACCCAGUUGCAAGAAAUUUUAGAUAUUGUGCGAUCCAUUUUGGAAGAAAUUGAUUCUGGCCAGUGUACUGAUAAUUGUCUUCUUCGAAUAAAGCCAAAAUUUGAGCAACUAAAAUAUGUCUUAGAAAUGUAUGGGUCAUUUAGUGGAAUUAACCGUAAAAUUCAGUUAAAAUAUCAACCACAUGGAAUUGGUAAAGAAUCAAAGAUUGGUUAUUCAAGUGAGCUUUUGUGUUGGUUUUCUUGCAUACCGCUUCGUUAAAAUGUGAACUUUGUUUCGCAAUGGUGUUUAUGCACUGCAUAUUUUCAAAUCAGUCCGUAUUGGUGUUUAUUGAGUUAAAACAUCCAAGUUUCAGCUUUUUUGUAUGCAUUUAAAGCUUACGUAACACGUACUAGUUUCAGCAACCGUUAAUAUCUCUAAAUUUGGCGAAACUAGUACAUCUCGAUAUUGCUACAUAGUCACAAUUUUUUUAGUAAGGUUUGAUAGUCAGCUUCAACAUUAGGAUUUAAGUACAUCUAGCUAGUGAGUCAAAAGUAUGACGUAACGUGCAUUCUUGAUUGCGUUACUAGCCACUAUUCAACUUUUAAAAAAUAUCGGUAUCCGCGUUCAACGAAACUAAGCAGCUCUGUUCAAAAUAUUUCACAAAAAACUGUUAUUCAUGAUAUUCAGCACUCUAUUCUCAUUUUUUCUUUCUAUUGCAAAUGAAACUUUAUCAAAAUUUUUUAUUUAUGAAGUGUUCAUGCCUUUUGCAUGUGAUAGUCUUAAACCUGUUAGCGAUCUAAAGUAUCAAUUUUGGUUAGACAGUCAGUCGAAAUCAACAUAGAACAUAUCCAAAUUAAGAUGUCACACUAGGACAGCGAGAUGAAAUUAUCGAGAUGAAUACCAAAAUACUGAAAGUAGUAAAAUCAAUUAUAGUAGAAUUGACUGACUAUAAAUAAGGUAAUCGGGAAAGAAGAAUUUGAUUCACGGAGUAAAACGUAAUAAUUAAUUUUCCAUCUCAAAAUUUGAAGAACGGAUGCAUCCCCACCAUUGUGACCGAUUCCGAGUAAGUGUUUUCCUGUAUCUUUAAUCAUCAAUCAUGAUAAUCCCAAAGGCUUUGUCUUGCUUUAUUCAAUUCUAGUUUUUCCAGUUUAUUCCUACUCGGGGAAAUCUUGUGCGUCGAGGAAAGCGAUGUUUGGUUUAAUUUAGAUGGUUUUCCGUGAUUUGAUGAGAUGAAAUUCUGGAUUGUUAAAAUCAGUAGACGGAAUGCUAAUCGAUUGAUGAACGUAAUGAUAUAAUGUGGCCUAGUGAUGGUUACUCUCGAGACCGUAGUAUUGAAUUAACCCACCAAAUGAUCGGAAAUCCAAUGCAAGACCAAUAACCAGAUGAAUAGUUUCUCAUGCAAUAAAACGACUUACAUACUGAAUAUGAACACAAAACAAACAUGGCAAAAUGUCAUAGGGGGUUGGACGAAAUAAGCCUAUUGGUCACUUAUUCUUUAAUCAAUAUAUACCUGACUGUUAUGCCUAAUGUUUGGGCAUUGUAUCAGCUACAUAUAUCCCAACCACUUCAGUUGGAUAUCCGCAACCUCAUAAACUGGUUUGCCUAACCUCAAGGUUUCUCACUUAGUCGUUCCACGAUUAGCAACCAAUGCUUGAAAAACACCCUUUUCUACCAAAUUAUCUCGGCUAGGUUACAUUUUCUUCAGACACAUAUAGGUGGAGAACGACGAUCGUAAAAGUUAACACUAGUGUAAUAAAAUACUUUUAGAACUGUUGAUCGAGACUAUAGGUAUUACUUUCGUGAUGCGAUAACACGACCCGCUUGAACGGUUAGUAACCAUAAUUUGGAUUUAAUUUGUUGCCUGGUAUUUAAAAUCUUUUGAAUUUAGAAUUACUAUUUUCGUCUUAUUCAUACAUCGUUUCUUUUCUUAUCUAUUUAACUAAUUAACUAAUGUAGGCACAAGGUCUAGAGAUCGAUACAAAUGACUAACCUUUUCUUCUGCGCAAUACAAUGAGUAUACUAAAGUGACCUUUUUUGGUUUUCUAUAAAUUUCUGUGUUCACUUUUCAGUGAGUAAUAUAGUUAGGGUUAUGUCAUUGUGCAGAAAUGGUUUUGGUGGAUUGGACUUCACAUAUAUUUGGUUUAAAAGAAGUCCAUUACUGAUGUAAUUAGUUUACGACAGUAUUUCAUUAGAACCGUGAAUGUGAGUCAAAGUACUCAUAUCUACCGUGUCUGUUAAAAGUGGGUUAUUGGGAAAAGUAACUAUGCUUACUGUAGAGAAACGAGAUCAUAUCGUGGUGACCAUUAUGUAGUACAUGAAAUCAUUUUCAUUGCCAUGCAAAUGAACAACCACAUAUAUUGAUCAUUUGUCAGAAGUAAAACAAAUUUCCAAAAUCCUUGGAUUUUGAAUGGUCUUUUUUCAGGUAGUAUUCCAAUAUCUUGUGACUGUACUGACGAAUGUGACAACACCCAACCUUGCCUAUUAGUUGUCGUGAAAUGGGGUGGAGAAUUAACAGCCGCAGGCAAGCAACAAGCAGAAACUCUAGGAAAAGCUUUUCGUUGCAUUUACCCAGGUGGAGAUGGCCACUAUGGUAAAGAUCCUGGUCUUGGAUUAUUACGUUUACAUAGUACUUAUCGUCAUGAUUUGAAGAUAUAUGCUUCUGACGAGGGUCGUGUCCAAAUGACAGCUGCAGCUUUUGCCAAAGGUUUCUUGGCACUAGAAGGAGAAUUACCACCAAUCCUUGUUCAGAUGGUCAAGUCAGCUAAUACGAACGGUCUUUUAGAUAAUGAUAACGAUUGUCGUCACUAUCAGCAGAUGGUUAAACGUCGAAUCAAUGAAGUUAUGUCAAAAAACAGUGAUUUCACCGCUGAAGAUAUUGCUACUCUUGUUCCUACCGGCGCACGUUCUAUAAUUAAUGCUAUGCAGUAUGUUAAAAGCCCGUAUAGAGCAUGUGGUCGCCUGUUUGAACAUGUUCGUCUGUUAUCUAAUCGUCUUGCUUGGCUCUCACGAAGUCCCAAAGAACGCAGUCGAAUACACUUGUAUCAAGGUGAAAGUUGGGACCUAUUGCUCAGACGUUGGGGAAAGCUAUUAAAAGAUUUUCGAUCUCCUGAAGGAGAAUAUGAUCUUUCUAAAAUUUCAGAUAUAUAUGACAACAUAAAAUAUGACUUGCAACAUAAUUCUGGCAUUUUACUAGAAUCUGAGGUGCAAGAUUUCUUCAUGUGUGCAAAGUCGCUAGCUGACAUUAUUGUCCCACAGGAAUAUGGUAUAACAAAAGAAGAGAAACUAGUAAUAGGUCAACGUAUUUGUACCCCACUUAUGCGAAAAAUUUUAUCAGAUGCUCGUUAUACAGAUGUAGAUGAGUGUACACGGCUGCAUGCUGGUUAUUCAAAAGGAGUUGCUUCACCUGAACGAUUUGUUCGUAGUCGCUUGUAUUUCACUAGUGAAAGUCAUAUUCAUUCACUACUUACUUGUCUAAGAUAUGGUGAAUUAGCAGACAUUGUAACAGAUGAACAAUGGAGACGUGCUAUGGAGUAUGUGUCGUCUAUUUCUGAAAUUAAUUAUCUUGCUCAAAUUGUGAUUAUGAUUUAUGAAGAUCCUACUGUGGUUAGUUUCCGCGGUAUAUAUUGCAUUACUUUUCUAAUAUUGUAUUUUGUCGUUUUGUUAGUGUUAUUAAACCUUGACGUAUUCAACAGUUUUUUUGGAAGUGUUCAUCGAUUAUGGAAUAGUGAUGGGUACUUUUCUAAAUCAGUACUAUGCAUUUUUUAACACUUUAUUUAUUAUAUGAAGUAUAUAGUAUGGGAUGUGCUUAGCUUAACCGAUUUCGGCCUUACGUAAGUUGUACAUUACAUUACCUUUAUUAAAAUAUGAAACAACUAUCAGGCUUCAUAAUGCAGGAGCAAUAUUCCCUUAAAAUCUGCUUAUUACGUGCCGAUUACGUCCAACUAACUAACUUCAAAAUAUGUCAAAGGUCAUGGUUCUUAUGCUAUUAUAUUUAUGAGAUAUUGUUUACCUUUUGCUUGAUUACUAUCUCAAGAUUUCAUUUGUACUAACAAUACACUAACCAAUCCUAAAUCAAAUAAUAAGCGUAACUAUAUUGAGUGCUGUAGUUGAUGUGUAUAUAACGGAAAGUGGUUACCACUUUCCAGUUACCCACAUUGUAAACAAAUGUUUCUUCAUGAGGGCCUGAAAAACAACUGGGAAUUCUCAAGUAUGAGUUUAGGAUUAGAGUGAAUAUAAGAUGUUUUUUAUGAAUUAUCUUACACAAAAGCUUAUUUACAUAUAAUAAUCAUUAUCUAUCGUCUCAAUUUCGCUUAAUAAUUCUAAAUUAUCACCAUUUGUUUGUCUAAUUCAACCUUUUAAAAAUGUAACUAGUUUUUAUAAAAUUUUGUCACAUGUUUUUCAGAUAUAUUUUAAUAAGCAUCAUCCCUCAUUUAAACACUAUGAUUAUUUAGAUUAAGUGAAGUGAAUACUGUGUACUUCCUUGUUAAAUAACACUUCUUCGAAUCUUGUCUAUGCCAAGCAUUUAUUUCUAAUCAAAUAAACAGUUUAAUAUUAAACUAUACAUAAAAUUUUAUUUUUACAUUAAUCAUUAAUUGGGUCUGGACAUCAUGCAGAAAAUUUAUCAAUAGUAAAUAUUAAGAAAUCCGUUAAAACAAACAUUUUGUUCAUUGAAAACGCGAAAUGUUUUCCUAAUUUCCUCUCCAACUGGAAGUUGAUUUCUCCUCUCCCACAGCCUGUUGCUGAUAGUAUCCGACCAACGGACAUUGAGUAUCUUUCGUAGACAGUUGUUUAUAAAUACCUGUACUUUUUGAUAAUGGUUGUAGUAGUUCUCGAAGUUUUAGCUCCGUACAGUAGAACUGUUUUGACGUUCGCAUUGAAGAUUCAGCGUCUUCUGUGUCUUUCAUCCGGUUCAGCAACACUCUGUUAAAGACUUUCCCUAGUAUUGACAGUAGUGUGAUGCCUCUGUAGUUUUCAUAUUUGCUCAGAUCUCCUUUCUUUGGAAUCUUGAUGAAGUGUCCUUCUUUCCAGUCCGUCAGCACCUGUUCCUCCUCCCAAAUCUUCUUGAAUAGAGUAUGAAGCAUGUUUGUAGUUACUUCGGUGUCUGACUUCAGUGCUUCAGCUAGUAUAUUAUCAGGUCCUGCUGCUUUCCCGCUCUUGAUUUGUCUGAUGACCAUCCUGAUUUCUUUGGUCGUUGGUGGAGUGACAUCUAUAGGAUGAUCUGUGUGUACUGCUUCGUUGUCUGGUGGAUUCAUUGGAGCCGGUCUAUUCAGGAGUUCCUCGAAGUAUUCUACCCAUCUGUUCCUCUGUUGUUGAAUUUCAGUGAUUGGCCUGCCUUCUUUGUCUUUGACCGGUCUCUCUGGUUCACUAUAUCUCCCUGCUAGUUUCUUCGUUGUAUCAUACAGCUGUUUCAUAUUUCCUUCUCUUGCAGCUUUUUCCGCCGUCAUUGCUAGUUCUUCCACGUAUUUCUUCUUGUCGGCUCUAAUACUCUUCUUCACUUUCUUGUCUGCUUCUAUGUACUCAGUUUGUGCCUCGACUUUCUCUGCUCGUGUUCGGCUGUUGUUAAUUGCUGUCUUCUUGUUCUUCCUUUCUUUGAUCUUGUCCAAUAUUUCUAUAGAGAUCCAUUCCUUAUGAUGAUGCUUGUUGAGGCCCAGAACCUCUUGACACAUUGAAGUUAAUGCUUCCUUGAUACCUUUCCAGUUGUCCUCCAUAGUCGUUUCUUCUUCCUUCAGUAGAUCCUGUAAGGCUUGGGACCUGUUGUUGAGAGCUAUCUUGAAUUCAUUGAGUCUGUCAGUAUCUCGAAGGAAGGCUGUAUUGCAGCUUUGUAUUGCUGUUUGUCCAGUUGUCCAGUUCUUCUUUAGUUGCAGUUUUAAAUUGGCCACAACUAGGUGACCAGCAAGGUGAAGCUAUAUCAGCUCCUCUCCUGGUUCUCACAUCUUCCAUUGUCCUUAGGAAUUAUUUAUGGUUACAAAUAUGAUCUUUCUGGUUCUCUGUGGUGUGGUCCGGUGGGAUCCAUGUAGCUUUAUGUAUACGUUUGUGUGGAAAUAUUGUGCCACCUAUGACCAAUUUGUUGAAUGCACUCGGAGUUGCAAAUCUUCCCCCAUUUUCGUUUCUCCUAGUCCAUGUCGUCUCAUGAUAUCUUCAUAUCCGGUGUUGUCCAUUCCGACUUCGGCGUAUAGGUCUCCUAUCAGAAUGGUGAGAUCCUUUUUUGGGCACUUCGCUAUGAUUCAUUGCAUCCUCUCAUGGAACUUAUUCUUGUUGUCUUCUUUGCUAUCAUUUGUGGGUACAUAACACUGGAUAACAUUCAUUGUAAUUCCCUUCUUCGUUUUUGAAGAAGCUCGUGAGCCCAUAAGAUUCCCGCCCAAUAAGUGCAUUGCAUGCUUGUUUAAACAACAACAAAUCAAGCCCGUGAGUGUGUGGAGCAUUUUCCUUUUCGUGACCACAGUACAGCAGCAUAUCUCAAGUUUCUAGCCUUUGUUAUCCAGCUUGGAUCCAAUGAGUUUUGCUGAUUCCCAGUACUGCCAAGUUGUAUCCCCUCAUUUUCGUUGCUAUUUGGCUGAUUUUCCUGGUCUCCCACAUUGCCCGAAAGUUCAAUGCACCUGUGAAAAUUAUUGCUCUGGUUUUUUGAAGAGUCAUCGGCCUCAUGACUUCCGAAGAAUCUUGGCUUUCUUCCUGGGGCGUCAUAUUUCCUCCUUCAGUCCCCAGGGUAGAGUUUAAAUGGUUUAUUUUGUUUAGUCUGGUUAGCCUAUUUUUAGCAGGAUUUUUUUUCUACAUGGUGGAUUUGCCGACCCAUAUCCAACCCUCCUCGUUUACCCGGGCUUGGGACCGGCAGUAUCUGUAGGAGAGCUACAGGUGGAGUUAUGAUCUAAACAUGAUUGACAAUUAUUAUGGUAAUUUUCGUCAAAUGUCAAUGUUUAAAUUCAUAACUGUGAAACUUUUCCAUGAAUGAUGAACUAUAGACCAAUGAGAAUUAUACUUGACGUAAUAUUCGUGCCAUUUUGUUUCAUCGAUAUGUUGGUUAGCAAGAAUAACUCGCAUGUUAUAUCCCUCAGUACGACGUUAAGCUGUAUCAUUUGGAGUCUUCGUAUACUAUGGAAAAACUUUAUCACUUAAAUUGCAAGUGGUAAAGGGUUUAUCUUCAUUCCGAUAUUUAAUGAUACCACUUGAACAGUCGUAAAUGCUUCGUCCAUGUUUCAUUUGUUUUUCUUUAAAAAAACACAUCUAAACCAGUCAAACUGGUGGCAGUUUUUUCAUCAAUCUUCUGUGUUUUCGGACAUUUGCAUUAACAAUGAACACUUUUUUUUAUAAAUUAUUUCAAACCGUAGGAACCGAAAACUGAAAAACGAUUCCAUGUUGAAUUACACUUUAGUCCUGGUGCUUUUGCAUUAUGUCAUGAUCUCCCUGAAGGGAGUGGUUUUCGAUCGGGAAAAUUGGUGGUAGGUUUUCAGUAUUUACCUCACAUAUGAUUUAUCGCUAGACCUUUUGAAAGGAAAAACGUUUUUCUUUGCAUUUUAUAACAGAUUUUCUUAAAUAAUGCGAAAAAAAUAUUGCUAGCUACCUGUGCACAGAGUGUGCGUCUUAUGAAAACCUUAUAAAGAAUCAAGUCUGGCAUAAGUUAAUGCUGAAAAUAUUCUCAGUUUAAGAUUACUAUGUGAAGACAUUUUGGUGAUACUGAGGCUUUUUAGUUUAGAUAUCUGUUUCUUGUUUUCAAAUGAGUGACUGAUAUAAAAUAAUGUGUAGAUUUGAGGUCAUGUAUCUAAUUUCGAUAAAGUCACCUCUUGAAAACUGUUAGCUGUUUGUAGUUGCCUAUUAUUUUAUACUAAGCAGUUGAGGGAUUUCAGUUUAGGAUCCUGCUUCGGUCUGAGUACCCGGGCAUUAUCACAGCCCACACACAAAUCAAGUGACUUGUGUGGCGCAUAUGUAUUCGGUGCACCUUUUUAGCAAUAUUUAUGUGUUCAAAUAAUAAUAUGUAACAAAUAAUUCAGUUUGGGAUAACCUAUAUGAUAUCCCAGUAUCUGAAUAUCUUUCAACAAAAGUUAUGUUCUAUGAUUGAUGCAUCUUUAGUAUGCUCCAUUAUAUUAGUCCAUUGUUCUUCAUCAUAAAUAAAAUUCAACACCUUUCAAUACAUUCAGUAUGAAUUUAUUCAUUACAAUAGUAAGUUGUCGAUCAUUUUUUGUUUGAUGAGCAUUAUGCAUAAUUUUUUGUUGAAGAUGAUAAGUUCAGGGUUUGAGAAUAACAACUAACACAUUCCCUGUGAGAGAAAACGUUUUUGUCUCAUUAUGACACUAACCUGCUCCGACGAAAUGAUUUUAUCAACCAAUUCUUGAUAUCGAAAUAUCCUCGACUUAUUGUUAGAUUAUUUAUCUAUAAUCGGUGAUGAUUAGGAUUUAGUGAAUAGGAAAUUUCAAAGUGAAAACACUAAUCACCAUAAUAUAUUUCUUAGGAAAAGGUAAUUGUUAUAUAUUAAACUCUUGUUAUAUUAAUGUUUCAUCAUCCGUAUCUUGAUAAGUGGUAUUUCCUAGCUUUCUCACCUAUUCUGCAUAACAAAACGUUAUCAUCAUAUUUUGUUUGCUGAGGCCGUUGUUUUUUCAUGCAUUUAUUAAGUAGUCUAAUUCUCAUUAUAACUUCAACUAUAUGCUGGACUGUGUAUACCCUAGUUUGUAAAAAAUGAAGUUUGUUUCUUGUAUAGUUUCACUUUGUUUUAGAGGUUAUGCAUUUGUUAUUGCUUACCAUAUUAAACAAAUAAAUAUUGUAUAUCACAGUCAGUUUUUAUUGUCUCAUAAAACUAUCCCCAUUUUUUCAUCUCAUCCUGAUUUUAUUUCCUUCCUCAUCACUAUCAUAUGGACACUGACGGGUUUUACGUACGUUCAUAAAUUUACAACCUAAAAAUGGGUAAUUUUUGCUCAAAAAUGUUUUAAUAUGAAAUUCGGCAUUGUGUUUUGCUUCCUUUAUUUCUCUGAUUCAUAUCAUAUAUAUGUCUGCGUAAACAUUAUGUAUAAUUGUUUAAUUUUUUACUUUUGUUUGUGUGCACGGGUUUAUGCAUGUGUACUCAUCUGUGUUGCUCUUCACGCUUACUUUGUAUAUCACUGUUUUAUUAUUUCGCUUUAUUGCUUGCUAUGUUUCAUUCUUGCAUCUUUGUAUGUAUGUAUUUCGGAUGAUGAACAUCUUUCAUAUACUACAUACUAAUAAAUAAAUAGCGUCUGAAUUCUCAAAUGAGUGUAAUGAGUAGCGGUACAUCUGUGGAUAAAGGAAGUUCCGACUCAAUGCCGCAAUCAGUAGUCCCUUCUGUUACACCUAUUGUUCCUGCUAGUGAACAAGACAGGAAAGAUCUGUUUGAUAAAUAUAGUGGUAGACAAACAGAUCGAAGUAGUGAAUAUCACCAGAAUCUUGGGUCAUUUGACUCGAGUGAAUGUUCAUUCUCGGGAUCUUCCGCUAACGACAAAGCUUCAGGUAAAUCUUCAACAAUGGUAUCAAAAAAACUUGAUUCUUUAGAUUUGUUCCGUUGGAGUUUUGAUAGUGAUAGGAAUACGUAUGAAUUAUGUAAGAAUCAAACAGAGACUUUUAAUGAUUCAUCUCUUAUCGAGCAAUGUCCGGUUCGCAGGUCACAUAGUGUUCGUUGUAACCUCGCUUCAAAUGUUUCUCGAGAAAACACUGUUAAUCACGAAGAAACUUUGAUUUUCAACCACAGAUCGCAAUCUCAAGGUCGUCCUUCUGUUUUGCCAUUAUCACCUGUACCAUCAACCUCUACGCUAGAAUUAAUUGGGACUCCUACAGCGUCAAAUACAGAAGUUGGUAUUGGACGAUUUACUGUCACGCGGUUCACUGAUAAUAAAAGUAGUUUGGGUUCAACUUUUCCAAAUGAAUCGAAAACUGAUAAAUUAUUGUCGACAUUACCGUAUACAAAUAAACUAAAAACAUAUCACCUCAAACAUUUUUCACGUUCGAAUUUCUGCCAAAAUUCUGCCCGUAAUAGGUCUAGUUCAUGUCAUCCUGAUGUUUACAGAAGGACAAAUUUAGCUACAACCCUAUCAUCAAAACCUAGAUAUUCAUGUAUUUCAAAAUUACUUCAAACGACAGGUAAGCUUACUGAUUUUGGCGACUUUAAGAAAUAUGAUUAUAAUGAAAAACUGUCUUUUGAAUGUUCCUGUUCAAAUACUAAUUCGUCACGUUUCGCUCCUGUAAUUCAAUGGCUUUCAAAGCAGUCAGAACACUUAGUGAAAUCAGAUGAAAAAUGUGACAAUGGGGAUCACAAAUCAAAUCCAAUCAACAUAGAAGACAAGAGAGUUCGAGAAACACCGAAAUGGCUAACUUUGGGGGCUCGUAAAUUAUACGAUUCGGCUGGUUCAAAUAAUUCUACUAGAAUAAAUCAGCAUAAUAGCACAGGCUCUGUUCAUUCAUCAAAAAAUCAAGAUUUAACUUCCACAUCUACUCGAGCUCGUUUAACUCCACUUCCUUCUGAUGAACCGGUGUGUCCCAACGAAUCGACUCAAUUUGCAAUGGAUUUACCAUUUAGUCAAAUUAAUUCUCAACCAGUCAACAAUUUUUUGUCAUCAUCUGGGGCUGACAGUGGUGUAGAUGAUGAUCCUGUUAUCAACCAAACUUUGAAUGCUAUCACUUACCCUAGUCGUCAGAGUCCAUAUCAUUUAGAUAUUGGACGUCUUAUAAGAGGUAUGUUUUAUAACAAAAAAAGGAAUAUAACCUAUCUCUAUCAUUCAAUUUAAUUAGUGUUAAAAAGUUUAAAAUUUCAUUAAUUUACUAAGAAAAUUUAUAUUCUUUACAUAAAUCCAUAGACUAGUUAUAUCUCUGUCAGUCAGCUAAUUGCUAUGAAAUGUUUCUUCAAAAUGCUCUGGCUAGCAGUACCUAUAAAUAUACAUCACAUACCAUACCACGUUGCCUUCAAAUGCCCUUGUACAACCAAGGGUGGAGAGAGUCUGCUCUCUCUCGAAAUGUUCUCACAUGACCACUCCUGUACAGCCACUACCAAGAAAGUCCUACUCACUGCCUACUUGCGGUAAGGUGUUUUUUACCAAAUUGAGAGGAUGAAGAGCGAAUGUUUGGCGCUCUAACCGGUUUGGUGGAAACAGAAGGUCCACCUAGGAGAGUUGGAAAACCCUGAUUCUAAACCAAUAGUGCACAUGGGCUCCAGUAUCCUGAAGGAACAAAUGGCGUAUGAACCACCGGCUACCAUGGAAGUGCAACUCCUUACAUUGCUCCACCCCCUUGUGGAUUAGACCUUUAGGUCAGAGGCUCCAGUUGUGGCCUUCUAAGAAAACCAUCAGCUUUGGUUGGGCACCCGGCUAAUAUUCCAGCCCUCACACAAGUCAAUUAUAAUCACUACUGGAUUCAUUAUUAUUGUGUGGCGCAUAUUUAUUCGGUGCCCCCUUGUACCAAUGUUUGUGUUCAAAUAAAUAAAAAAUUUUUGCUUAUUACUUUUCAAACUACACUGAAUGUAUAACUUGGUUUAUCUUCGUUACAGAAUUUCGCUGCAGUAAACAUUUUGUUUGGUUUAAAAAUUUCCAGUUAUUCUUUUCAUGAAAGGGUACUUGAAAACAUAUUUCGAAAAAAAUCUGACAACUAUAUUGUUGUUUUCUGUUGAGCGAUAUUUUCUUUUUUUAAUAAUUUUAUAAUGUAUGGGUUCAACUGAUUAUUUAUUUAGAGAUAUUCAUUAAUGUUCAUAUAUAUAUAUAUAUAAUAUUCAGCGUUAUCGACAUACUUCAGCUUAAUCAAUAUUCUACUUACAUACCUUUUUCUUUAACUGUGACUAAUGUAAUUACAAGUUAUUAUUUCUUAAGCAAAUAUCUUGUUUUUUGGUCACAAUAGAGUCACCUCCCAGUACAUACUAUGAUAAAGAAUAAUCAGUUCUAUUAGUUAAAAAUACCAUUAACUUUAUAUUCCGACCAGAUCAUAUACAGUAUACUGUCAUCUUAUUUAGAUGAAUUGUGUGUAUACUUGCACAAUUUGGAAUCUUUUUCAUCUGUAUUUUAGAAACUGAACAGAUCUACAGACGUUUCAGUUCUGCAGCCCGUAAAUUAUAUGUUCUAUACAUCACUUUUCAUUUAUACAGUGUUCGUUGUUUUCGCGUAACAUCAUUUGGCAUCAUUUUUGUAUUAUUGCCUGUUUCUAGUUUGAAUAGAUGGUUCAUGGUUUGUUGAUACAGUACAUUUCAUUUGACCUGGACUAACGGCCUCUGUUUAAUUAAACUAUUGUAUUCAAACAUCUGACCUAUAGUACUUAUAGAUAAUAUCUGAAAUGAAUAAAUCAUAGAGAUUAAGAAUGCUAACCGGUGUAGGGGAUGGUUGGAAGAAAGUUAGGGGCGGCCAAACCAAAACGUGGCAUCAGUGCCUGAAGUCACUAACUUCUAGUCUGAGCCAUGUUGGUAGAUGCAGACUACUUGGUUGGGGUCCGCGUGACUUUCGUAACCAAUGGUUGGAGACCCUUGGUGACAUGGCUCAGAAUCGAUCACAAUGGCGUCGGUGUAUACACUCUCUGUCUUCUCUUAAACUAAGAGAUUAAGAUCACUUCACAUCUUUCUUUCUACGAACUAAUUCUUUCUUCCUAUACUAUAUCCUUAUUGCAAUCUUUCUCCUAUAUAUUACCACCUUUGACCUAACCACUCCUAUGAAUCCGGUGUUCAUCUUGCUGUGCUAAUGAGGUAUGGCAACCUGGGCCGAUGCAUACAUGUGCCUGGUCCUACGUUGUAGCUGACUGACUGAGAGAUUAAGAAACACUACACUUUUCAUAUUUGCUAGUGGUUUUAAAUCUUACUUACUCUCGACUGUCACCAUAUUUUUCACCAUGCUCCUAGUAUGGCAUUGAAAUCAUGAACUGAUAUAAGUUAGGUAAAAACUAGAAGCCUCGAAGUACUGGACAACCAUUUCGUCCCAGUAUUGUGACUCCUCGGCCGUAUGCAUCCACGACCUUGCAACGGGGGAUGGAACUCAGGACCGGUAGAUCAGUGGACUGUGUUCAAGUUUAACUUCAAUCAAUUCACGGCUUCGCGUGACCAUCUUCCAUUGACUUAAGUGAAUACCUUUCCCCACACCCAACAGAAUUUUCUCCAUUGAUCACGGCUGCUUACAAGUAUUCUGGAAGUUCCCUCUCGAAGCUAAUCACUGGUAAGCUCAUGAUAAUUUUCAGCAUAGUUUUGCGAAAAUUGUUUGGCGUCCUCAUUUGACGAUGUAGGUCCUGAGUUAGAUUCCUGCCUACGAGGUCAUGGGUGCAGAUUGCUAGGGAUUCCCAUACUAGGACGAAACGGCCGUCUAGUACUUUCAGGUUUACAAUGGUUGUCCAACUUAGAUUGGUUUGUAAUUUCAAUGAAAUUCAACAAUCUCCUUAAGCCCAUACUGAAAACUUCCUUUACUGGUUUUCAAUGUAAGCAGUGAGUGAUUUUCUUAAAGUCGGUUUUUGCUUCAAAAUUGCUUUUUAAAACUAGCUUAUUGUUAUUAGGAUGAUAUAUAUUGUUUGCUUCUCUCUUAUCAUCAGCUGUUAUAAUUAGUCAUACCAUUUUUGUUAGUCGGAACAUAAUUUCUCAUGUAUAUUUAGUCAGUUACUGUCGUAUUAGUGUGAAUGCUCUUAAGGCUUCAUACAUUACUUACUUACGCUUGGAAGCUUUUUGUUUCAGUAUAUUAACUGUUUAUCGCCUUACAACAUUUUGUUUAUUCUAGUUUGUGUUAGGUUUCUCAGUUCUUAUGUUUAUUUUUGUAAGGAAAAAGUACAAGAAAUAUAACCAUUACAUAUCUCUGUGCUUCAUUUUUUUUCUCUACAAAAAUAACCAAAGUGAUGCUAAAUAAUAUCAGUUAGAUAAAAACGUGUAAAUGAUACUUUAUAGAUUAUCACUUAAAUAUAAUUACAACCGUUGUAAAACAUUUAAUCCCUUUUGAAAAUUAUAAUAGUCUCAUAUAACGCUAAUGUGAAAUGCUGUUUGUAUGUUCGCUUUUGAUUUUGUAAAGUUUUGUCUGCUUCGAAUAUAAAACAAUAUGUUAUUCUUUCAAAGCAGUCUUAUUUGGUGAAUAUCUAAAUAAUUUUUGUUUUUCCUAACAAAUAUUCUCAUCAUGUUUUAUGAGUUUAUAGUAUUAAAAUAUCAUGUGUAUAACAACAGUAUAAACACUUGUAAUUCUUAGUUUUUCUUAUACUCAAAUGUAGUAUAGUUACUGAAAAAGAAAGCUCGGACUGAAUAUUUCUAUAGGUUUUUGAUGUUUUUGAAAUAACUAUGCAUGAUAUUGGAAAGAUUUUCAUUCUAUUAUAGUAUAAGGCAUUAAUAGGUUUCAAGUUUGUUUUUUGCUUUUAUUCCAUUUGAUGUCGGUUUGUUGCACGUCAUUUAUGGAUGCAUGUUGUUCCAACUUUUAUUUUAUCAUCUACACUUAUAAAAAUACUAAAUGCAUUCAUCAAUAUUUUAUUUGAUGUACUUAUAGAUGGCAUACAUUUUUUGUAAAUAAAAUUAUCACGUGAAUAUCUAAAUAGUACUUUAAUACUAAUUGUAUGUAAUAUAUGUAUCUACCAGUUUUACCAACUCUACAACAUUGCGACUAACUUGUAGUUCGAUUUCAGUUCUAAAUUUUUUGAUACUCUAGAACAAAUAAGUUUGUGGUUAUCAGUGCUAUCCAAGACGGACGUUAUUUAAAACUCAUCAGCUUAAUGUAAUUGAAUCCCAGUGUUGUUAACACUAAGAUAUAGAUUAAGUGUUUUACACUUCAAAAACUUAGCUUGUUAGUCUAGUCAUUGCCUUGUUCAACGGGUAUGAUAUAUACAUUAUUACCGGUUCUAUAGAACCAGUUAGCUCAAGAUGCACAUGUACCAUCUAUGAUUGGUCAAAAUCCAUUCCUAAAUAUCAACAAAGGGAUAUCUCUAACCUUUUCUAUUAAUGACUUCAAAUUUCCCAGUUUGAUAGAUCGAUAAAUUGUUCUAUGUAUCAACAUAUUUAUUUAUUUAUUCAGAUAUAUAAACAUUGGUACAAGGAGGCAACAAAUAUAUGCGCGCCACACUUCGUCAUUCGAUUUGUCUGAAGGCCGGGAUACUUCCCCGGCGUCCAAACCGAAGCAAUUAGUUUUCUUACAUACAUAUACAUAUACUCAUUUACUGAGAUUAUUUCGUUUAGCUCAUUUUCAUCAUGUACCUUUAUCUGUUUGUAUUCUUGUAGAUUUCAUUCAUUCUGUUGGUAAUUUACUAAAUAGGUUCGUUAAGUUUUUUAUCCUUUUAAUAUCCCUUUUUUAACGGCCCCACUGCACCUUCUCCCUCACGUUAGCCUUAUCGUUUUCCUUACUAAACACCAAGUUGUUGUACAAUUUCAUUCUCUUUUAAUUUAUCAGCAUAAAAAUUGUCAAGCUAUUUGCUAGAAACAUUUCAAUUAACUCAGACAAACUCAAGUUUCAAAGUAAUAGUUCACCAUUUCCUGUUUAUAGCAAUUGAUUGUCCAAACAAAUAAUUGAUAGUUAUAUUCAAGGGUUACUAGAGAUACAUCUAAUAAAAUGAAGCAAAUACACGAGAAAAAUGAAAACUAUUCAUCACUAUUUGUUCCUUUUUUUAGCUGUUGCCACGGGAGCGCCGUUUGCACCGCCAAUAUGUCGAAGUCUUAUAAGUACAGCGGUUAUACGUGGUUCACGUGAUGAUAGCCAAGCGUCUAGUAGUGUCCCUGAUUUUAAGAGAUUAACAGAAGAUAUAAGCGUGGCACCACGAACAUUAACACCUGGAAGCUCUCAAGAAUUUUUGGUUCCCAGUGCGCCAUGUGUCCCAGAAGUGUACCCCCUGGAAACACUACAUAACGCUUUAACUUUAAGUCAAUUGGAAGCCUUUCUUGUUCGUUUAACUACUCAUAAGUUUCCGACUCCAUUUACAUCACCGAAACACCCAUCUACUCCUGUAAAUUAUUAUCACCAUCACCAUCAACCUCAGUUAAGUCAAACUACUCUUGAGUUCUUCUCUCAGUAUCAUGACUUGUGUACUAAUCUAUCUUCUUCACUUCCGAAUUCUACUGGAGAUGAUACUGCAACACAGGACUGUUCCAAUAUUGUUGAUGAAGCCUCUACUCAAGUACAGCAACCUGUGUCAUCAAAUGUUACGUCAAUAAUCCCAUCCGCUUCACCGUUUCAAAAAAUUACUUCCGGAAAUACAAAUUACCAACAGUAAAUCAAAAAAAUCCCGACUGUCUUUUCUUCCCUAAUUAAUAAAAGUCGAUUUCUUCAUCUGUGGAUAAUUGAAGAAUAUCACAAGUUCACUUUUGCCUCUGCUUCUGUAUACAUAUAAUAAACAGUUUUCUCCUAAUCUUAUAUGAUCCAUUUCAUCUAGAUAUUGAUCUCUAAUUAAUCGAGUAUUUAUUACUUGUUUCAUUUUAUUACCAAUAUUUUCUUAGAAUUUUUUUCAGUUUGUCUGUAUUUGUUUACUCUUUAGUUCCUUGUUUGUAUAUAAUGGUUUUCUAAUAUUGCCUUUUUAUUUUGUGUACUUUUUUUCUUUUCUGUUAGUUAUUUAAUAAUAAUUCGAGAAAAAUACAGGUAUUGGUUUGAAUAAUUGAAGCAUUUUCAUUUCUACUAGAAAACAUUUAAAGUAUUAUUAAGGUAUAGUAUAUAUUUUGAUGAUCAUCUGUAAAUCAAGUUGAUUAGCAUUAGAUGGUAGGCAGUAGGAAACCAUGAACCUAGGUUUUACGCUGGGUAAAAUUCGUCAGCAACAUUUACCCGCUAUGCUGAGGGGACUGUUGCUGCAUGUGGUAGUUGAACAUGCGUCAUCUAGCUUCACAGUCUGAGAUGUUACCACUGUGCUAUCCUCACAAUAGCUGGUUUUUGAAGAUACUGAGAUAUUUACAUUCAUUGAUCACUGAUUAGUGUUCAAUGUCUGUUUAUAUAGUUCUUAGUUGCAGUGUAGUCACUGGCCUAGGCUGCUCGACAUUGCUAACCACCUUCAAUUAAUUAACAUCAAAAUAGAAUUCUGUCACCACGUCACUAGUGCUUACUUCAAGUAAAAAAGGAUACGGAGGACUUUGUUUAAUAUUCUAAGAACUCAGCACUAAAUAAUUUAACAAUAAUAAUGUUGUAUCGAAAGCUUCUCGUUGUCUUGAGCCAGAGAUCAAAAUACAGUGAAUCCACAAUGGAAUGAUAUUUCGGU